This is a messenger RNA of Vespula vulgaris, 6619 nucleotides long. It is a transcript of the gene Appl, whose product is annotated as amyloid-beta-like protein. Bases 360 to 2477 code for a protein of 705 amino acids. NCBI's taxonomy places the organism in Eukaryota, Metazoa, Arthropoda, Insecta, Hymenoptera, Vespidae. The transcript has 15 exons. Gene Ontology annotation, biological process: central nervous system development; axonogenesis. The record is from RefSeq and is a predicted model, not a curated record. Gene Ontology annotation, molecular function: transition metal ion binding; heparin binding. Gene Ontology annotation, cellular component: neuronal cell body; membrane; neuron projection.
AGCCAAGCAGUCGCGCAUUAACACUAUUGCCGUGUGCGCUUUCGUAUACGGCGCCGGAUUUUUCUAAUCUCGUAUUAUUUUACGGAACGUGGGGGACAAGAAUAUUGGAGAAGGGGAUUAGAAUAUUUUUACCUGACAUAUAGACAGGUAGAAAGAGAGAGAGAGAGAGAGAGAGAGAGAAAGAGAUAGAGAUAGAGAUAGAGAGAGAAGAAAAUCAGUCUUCAAUUUCCUUUCAAAGGUCGUCACACGUCCAUCCAUUCGUCGUGAAAGACGGGAGGAGAUUCUAAAGCGAAGUACCAGUGUCAGAGAAAGAGACGAAGAAAAAGGAACGAGGUAGAGGCAGCCAGGCAGGCAGGAAGAUGAAGGGGAUGAUGCUGCCCGCGUUCUUGCUGGGCGUCCUCUUGGUCUCUCGCGUUCAGGCUGUAUCGGAGAGGUUGGAAUUGGCACCAGCUGGAGGAAGAUCUGAACCGCAAGUUGCAACGCUAUGCGAAGUUGGCGAGGUUUACCUGGCACAACACAUGGGCGAACAAGGUAGAUGGGUGUCGUCGACCGAUAAGAAGAGUUGUAUGACGGACAAACUCGAGAUUUUAGAAUAUUGUAAGAAGGCAUAUCCAAAGAGAGACAUCACUAACAUCGUCGAGUCGUCGCAUUAUGUCAGAGUCAGUGGAUGGUGUAAGCCUGGAAGAACUAAAUGUAAAUUGUCGAGAUGGGUUAAACCUUAUAGAUGUCUGGAGGGUCCCUUCCAAAGUGAUGCACUUCUUGUACCAGAGGGAUGUCUUUUCGAUCAUCUACAUAAUCAGACCAAAUGUUGGGAAUCGCACAGGUGGAACGCAACAGCCGCUGAUACCUGCAGAGAACGUAACAUGAAUCUAAGGAGUUUUGCUAUGUUACUACCAUGCGGAAUAUCGCUCUUCUCUGGUGUCGAGUUCGUAUGCUGUCCGAAACGCCUGAAAGAAACUGUAAAGGUCAAGAAACCAAUCGAUUUACCGAUUCCAAAAGGAAUUGACGAUGAUCUCGACGAGGACGAAGAUGAUCUCGAUGACGAAGAUGAUCUCGAUGGUGAAGCCGACGACGAUAAUGAUUCUGAAAGCGAUCUCGACGAUGUAUUCAGUGAUCAACCUGACGAUGAGGAGAGUGACGAGGAAUAUCUAGACGAUUAUGAUACAACUACGAGCCGACCGUCCACAAUAUUCUCAACGACUGAGAAAGUUAAACAAGAAGCAACGGCAAUGCCUUUACCACUUAGUAGCAGCACGCAACAACCAUCUCAAUCGCAAGGUACACCGGAUCCAUAUUUGACUCAUUUUGAUCCACGAUCGGAACAUCAAAGUUACAAACAAGCGCAGAUGAGACUCGAGGAAGUACACAAAGAAAAAGUAACAAAAGUGAUGAAGGAUUGGAGUGACCUAGAAGAAAGGUAUCAAGAUAUAAGAGCUCAUGAUCCAGUUGCUGCUGAUGCUUUCAAACGAUGGAUGACGGCACGAUUCCAAGAAACUGUUGCAGCCUUGGAAGAAAGUGGAGCUGCGGAGAAACAUCAGCUCAGUGCGAUGCAUCAACAACGAGUGCAAGAAGCUGUUAAGCAGAGAAAUGAAGAAGCUAUGUCCUGUUACACUGCUGCUUUGAACGAAACUCCACCAAAUACUCAUCGUAUUCAGAAGUGUUUACAAAAGUUGCUCAGAGCUCUUCACAAGGACCGACACCAUACGAUUGCUCAUUACAAGCAUUUACUUGACAGCAGUUUGGAACAAGCCCAACGUGAAAAACCUGCGACACUGGAACAUCUGGCAGAAAUUGAUAGAAUCACAAAUCAAAGCUUAUUGAUGUUAGAACGAUAUCCUGAUCUGAGUGCAAAAAUCGGGCGUCUAAUGGAUGACUAUGUUUUGGCGCUUCGCAGUAAGGAUGAAACACCAGGUUUAUUGUUAGCAAUGACUCGAGAAGCAGAAGCAGCUAUUUUAGACAAGUAUCAAGCGGACGUGGCUAGCAAACAAGAAGAAAAAGAACAUCAAAAGCAAUUAGAACGUGCACGCAAGGAACAACGUAAGGUUGAACGUGGUGAAUUACGUACGGAACAAGAACAACACGAAGAGAAUGAUUCAGUGAAUGACAAUAAGUAUUCUUCUCAGCAGUCUGAACAGCCGGCACCCGUUGCAACGCUGCAUAAUGAAGGAGUGGUUAGAGCAGCACACAGUAUGACUCAUGAUGUCUCACAUUCUGAACCGGGUUACUCAGUAAGACGUGAACUAUAUCACAAGGAGAGCCGAUCAGUUUACUUUACGCUAGCAUUUGCUGGAAUCGCACUUAUGGCAGCUGCAAUUGUAGCUGUUGCUGUAUUCAAAAGACGUAAUGCGAGAAGCCCACACAGCCAGGGUUUCAUUGAAGUUGAUCAAGCUGCUACACCCGAAGAACGACAUGUAGCCAACAUGCAAAUAAAUGGCUAUGAAAAUCCAACAUAUAAAUAUUUCGAGGUGAAGGAAUAAUUUAAUCAAUUUAAUCGGAACAUCAUUCGCUUUAAAAGCUGGUCUCGAGUAGUCUUUUCCAUAUUAUUAUCUCCGUUUACAAAUGUCAUUAUUAUUUUCGUUAUAAUUUUGAUUUAAUUCUAACAAGCAUGAGGUACUUUCGAAGAAUCCGAUUAUUUAUGCGCUUACAACAUUGUGCUUGCACAGCUAAAAUACUCAUUAUCUGAAACUAGCUGUCAUAAGUCGUAAUAGGCAGUGAUGUUAAUUCACAUAAUGUAUAGCACAAGAAUCCAAUAAUAUAUAUGUUGGUGGACCCAUCAAUGGUGUUAUAUGAAAUGGGAAAUUAUAAUUAAGAAUUUAUUACGCGGGGAAUUAAUACUAUGACAAUGUGUCGAACCACGAAAACUAUCUAGAUAAGUAUACUCGAUUCAGUGUAUCCAUAUAAUGAUACGGUUUUAAAUGUAUGUGCCAUAUGAAAAUGGAUGUCAGAUAUUAGAUGCCUAUCUCUUCGGAAGUUCCUCCUGCUUUUAUUGUUUUUAUUUUGCCAUCAUUAAUAUCGAAGAGAAACUCAGGAAGGGGCAUUGCUCAUGAUAAAGAGUUCACAUUAGUUCUAUCAUCUUGAUGUUCCUUCAAUUUUAUUAACUUAUUAACUUUUCAUCUGAAAGGAUUGCGAAAAGUACCCGAUUGAAAAGAAAUCCUAUAUCUAUUUACUGUUACAACAAUAGAUCUUAAUCAUCACGAGGCAACACAUCUUUUCCGUAAUCAAUUAUGCAUUUGGUAAAGUGCAUCUGAUCGUGCACUAACUUCUAUAUUUUUUCGCUCUGAUAUUUUUAGAGAUAGAGAAUGGCAAUAAGAUUCUACGAUUCAGUCCUUUUGAAUAAUACUAAUACUAAUAAUAAUAAUAAUAAUAAUAAUAAUAAUAAUAAUAAAAUAAUAAUAAUAAAAUAAUAAUAAUAAUAAAAUAAUAAUAAUAAUAAAAUAAUAAUAAUAAAAUAAUAAUAAUAAUAAUAAUAAUAAAUAUAUAUCAGUAUCUCAAAGUCGUAGCAAUUCCGCAUUGGGUGAUAUAAGCUUCGAUUAAAGUUAAUCGCUUAUGAUUGUGCAAGAGUUACAUGUACGCUACAGAGAAACUCUCAAAAUAUCAGAACAUCAAUCGAUGCACAUAAAAAGUUCGUGAUAUUUUUUUCUUCGUCCCCGUUCGAUUCCCACUGCCUGGUUUUUUAGUGAAUCUUUCUGUACUUAACGUUUACUUAGUCUAUAAAAGAGAAAAAGUAAUACUUAAGAGAUUGAAUCACUAACGUAUUUAAUGAUAACGAGAAAUAAGAUAUUCUAUCAUUCCACACGAAAGUCGAGUACUUUUUUCGGGAGGCCGUCGCUUCGUUGGUUGCACGGAAAAUAUUCGAUAGUUUCGUUCGACGUCGCCGAGGGCUUCUCUUGUUUUUUCUUUUAAACGAGUCUAAGCAUCGAAGACGUUACGUCGAUACUAUCGAAUAAGAGGAACAGUUUACCGGAGUUUUCUGAGUGGCUUUAAUACCUCUGACUAAGGCUUGAAAAAGAGACGGCUGUUAAAGCAAGAAUAUUCCUUUCUGUUUUCGAAUUGUUCAUACAAUAACUAAUAUCUUAGGGUAUUAUUAAUUAUAUUAUAUGAUGAUAAUAUAUAUUACACGUUUAAUGCUUAUAUAUUUGUACAUGGUCAAAAGGGGGUAGCCCGCACUUUAGCCAGGGUCGCGUGGGAAACUUUAAUUUUAAUUCCUUUUUAAUGCACUCUAUUAAACGCUCUUGAGUUAAAUCAUUUUUUUUUUUUUUUUUUUUUUUUUUUUUUUUUUAGAGUACUAUGAUCCCGUAUAUAAUUUUAUUCAUUCGAAACAAUUGUAUAUUUAUCUAAUUAGUUAAAUGUCUACUAUUUUUAUAUAAGCAAAUGCAAAUACCGUUUGAAAGAAAAGAUAAUACAAUCGAUUGUUACGUGUUUCAUCCACAAAUAUUAUUUUUUAUUAGACCGAUCAUCUUGAGAUAAUUACCGGCGAGAUUAUCGGAGUUAUUGACAAAAAUAUUAAUUUUGCAUAGAAUUUAUUUCUAUUUACGAGACAAUAGCUACAUCGAGAUAACUCGAAUCUGCUCUGAUGUCUAAAAGACGAGAGAAGAAUUUGCAAAGUUAAUAUUUAUGAAAAUCAGAAAUAACUUGAUCUUCGCUGUAAUACUUAAGAUGAUUGUUCUUAAACGUACAUUAAGUACAUUAUAUAUAUAUAUAUAUAUAUAAGUUUAUUUUAUUGUAUUUUUACACAUGUGUUUUGAAAUAAUUUAAACGAUUUAUUGCAUGCUAAAAUCGUUGAAACUCGAAAAAGAAAUCUUUUAAGCGCACUCAGAGCAGCUGCCUUCCUACUUUAAAUAUUAUAAAUUUUGUUUAUCUCGCGCAACUCCGGUCGAAGGGUGAGCAAAAAAAAUACACACAGAUACACAUACAUACAUUGCUGAAUGUUACAAAUAUUUUAGAUAUAUUAAGACGAUAACAAUUACCACGUGAGUGUAUUACAAAUACUACAAAUACUACAAAUAGCAUCAGUGAAUUAAUGAUAAUAUAGAAAUAUAUAUAUAAAUAUAUAUAUAUAUAUAUACAUAUGUAUGUAUGCGGACGUGUGGUCGAUUUCACGCGCAUAAGCGCGUACGUUUGCCAGAGAUGUGUGAGUGAUAUAUAGAUUAUAUAUAUAUGUAUAUACACCAUGCAUAUACAUGUAUACAUAUAAAAUUAAUAUACAUUGUGUACCUAUAGCAAGUAGUCUUUAAAGUAUUGAAACAUCGUAUAUAAACCUGACUCGAUGAACAUUCGCAGAUAGUGACGAUCACAAAUUUAACAAAUACGAUUUGUUAAAUAUGAUUUUUAAUUAUAUUUAUAUAGUUGCAUUGUUUUUCACAUUUUAUUUUAUUGAAGAUAAAUUUAAGUGAUGCAUCAUUAAAUUGUUUAGUUAAUCUAUCGUUAGUUUUAUUGUAAGUUGAUGUUACAAAUAGUAAUAUAAUUGAAAUAUAAAUAUCAGUAUUAGCAAUCGGAGCAUAUCAGUUUGGCAAAUUAAUUUUAUAGUUAUUGGUAUGUACUUCAUAAUACUGCGAAUCUGCAUCGAGUUAUCCUAUAUAAGUUUAAGAAUUGAUUUUUGUAAAGAGGUGAUAAGUACAUAUAUCAAGAUAAUUGACUUAGCUUAAAUGCCAUGUGAGAUGUGAGGGAAAGGAAGAAAAUAUACGUCCUUUAAAUAGCAGUUCGGAUUAGAAGUUAAAGGAAGAGAAUAAUAAUGGAGCUAGACUUUAUUUUUACAAUUUUUUCAGUUUUUCUCGUACAGUGUGUAUCAAUCUGUAAUCAUGAUCCUGUAUUAUAUCAGUAUAUAAUGCGCAGUGUGACACUCGUAUAAAACAAUAUACAUAUGCAGAAAUUGCUUCUGCUAAUACUCCUAGCUUUCCUAAAACUCUAUCUUUCUCUAAUAAGAAGUGCACCAAGUUUCAAAACCAUACACUUUAAAUGCCAAAACAUUUAAAUAAAUGCUCCUUCAAGGUCGUUGCUGUGGCUCGUAAGAUGAUUGUACAGGAUAGUGGAUUAUUAGAUAAAGUUAAUGGAUAUAUCACAGUCAAAAAGUCUAUUGCCUAUGGAUCGUUUUUGCUUGUGAUUUUUAUUUUUAUCAAUGUUGAGAUAAAACUAAGGAAUACACAUAUUUGUCUUUAAGUUUUGAAGGAUAGUAUAAAGAAAAAUGAAAGAAAGAAAGAAAGAAAGCACUUAAAAAAAAAAAAAAACAAAGUAACUGUUAAAAAUAAUGAUUUUCUUAUGAGUUCUUAGUAUACAGUAUAUACUAAGAUCUGCGCAUCCAUCCAAGCUAACCUUAAACCGAUAAAAAUAACGGAUAAAUGAGAAUACAUAAUAUUAGAAUAUCACUCUUAUAUAGAAUCAUUAUAAUUUUUAAAUUAACCAUCUCCACGAUCACCCCUGCCUGCAUCUCAAUUAUUAGUAGAAAAUAUUAUCGUUUAAGGAUAAUUCUCCCUAUCUCCCUUUUUCCCUUCACACGCAUUUCUCCUCACCGCUCACAAGUUUUAAUGCAUUAUUACACCUACUCCUCUCCCCCAUGAAAAAAACAUAUUGUGUUUGUGGAUAUAUGUAAUUUUACUUAUCAAUAAAUAAAUUAAAAAAAUUA